GCACGAACGUGUCGAUUUCAUUAUUUCUUACAUCCUUUAUUUUACUCUCUGUAUCAUUUAAUUUAUCAUUCACUCCUCAUUUUUAGUUUGAUUGAAAGAACUGAGGAAUGGCUUUUAUAAAUGAACGAAUGGCGAAGAAGCGCGAGUGUAUAUCGAUACAUAUUGGCCAAGCGGGAGUGCAAAUGGGAAAUGCUUGCUGGGAGUUGUAUUGUCUGGAGCACGGAAUUCAACCCGAUGGCCACAUGCCAACCGAUGAGACAUCCACCAGGAGAGACGAUUCCUUCGGCACAUUUUUCUCGGAGAGUGACACCGGCAAGCAUGUCCCCAGGGCUGUUUUCGUUGAUUUGGAACCGACUGUUGUAGAUGAGGUGAGAACAGGCACAUACAGACAACUAUUUCACCCUGAACAAUUAAUAACCGGAAAAGAAGACGCAGCGAACAAUUACGCUCGGGGUCAUUACACAAUUGGAAAGGAAAUAGUUGACCUAACACUGGAUCGAAUUCGUAGACUAGCAGAGCAAUGUCGUGGCCUCCAGGGCUUCCUCAUAUUCCAUUCGUUCGGAGGUGGCACUGGCUCUGGAUUCUCCAGUUUACUCAUGGAGAGGCUCUCCGUUGAAUAUCCCAAGAAGAGUAAACUCACCUUCAGCAUUUAUCCAGCCCCCCAGGUGUCCACUGCCGUUGUCGAGCCAUACAAUGCCAUUCUUUACACACAUCCCACCCUUGAACACUGUGAGGUGGCAUUUAUUGUCGAUAAUCAGGCAAUUUAUGAACUCUGUAGAAGAAAUUUGAGCAUUGAGAGGCCAACGUAUACUAAUUUAAACAGACUCAUCGGCCAAAUAGUUUCGUCUAUAACUGCUAGUUUGCGAUUCGAUGGUGCUCUCAACGUCGACCUCACAGAAUUUCAAACGAAUUUGGUGCCGUAUCCUCGAAUUCACUUCCCAUUGGCCACGUAUGCUCCAGUUCUGUCGGUGGAUAAAGCCGGUCACGAGAGGUCAACAGUUGCGGAUAUUACAGCAUCAUGUUUCGAACCGAAUCAUCAAAUGGUUAAUUGCGAUCCCAGGCGGGGCAAAUAUAUGGCGGUAUGCAUGCUCUAUCGGGGGGAUGUGGUUCCUAAGGAUGUUAAUUAUGCUAUUGCCAUGAUCAAGAAGCAGAAGCACGUGCAAUUCGUUGAGUGGUGUCCUACCGGUUUCAAAGUAGGAAUUAAUUAUCAACCACCUACAGUAGUCCCUGGAGGUGAUUUAGCUCGAACUGAAAGAGCUGUUUGUUGCUUAUGCAAUACAACUGCAAUCGUCGAAGCCUGGGCGAGAAUUGAUCAUAAAUUUGACCUCAUGUACUCGAAAAGAGCUUUUGUGCACUGGUUCGUCGGUGAAGGAAUGGAAGAGGGAGAAUUCUCCGAGGCUCGAGAGGACUUAGCAGCUCUCGAGUUAGACUACCGCGAAGUUCAAGAAGACACUGUCCAAACCGAGGACGACGAGUACUAAAUUUAUCACCAAAAAGUCCAGUAUGUGCAACAAGAAAUUUCCCCUAUGCAAGCUCUCUGAAUUCCACAAUUCUGCAGCAUUAAUUAUAACUCGAAUUAUGAUCCAUAUCCCAUUAAUUAUUUCAAGUGAACACGCGGCGUGAGAGCUGCUCACAGUUUUCCGAGAUUUAUCGUGUAAAUUUGAUUAAAUUACUUUUAAAACGUG
This is a messenger RNA of Fopius arisanus, 1685 nucleotides long. Its product is annotated as tubulin alpha-2 chain. Lineage: Eukaryota; Metazoa; Arthropoda; Insecta; Hymenoptera; Braconidae. Gene Ontology annotation, molecular function: GTP binding; structural constituent of cytoskeleton. The coding region runs from base 108 to 1481 and encodes 457 amino acids. The transcript has 8 exons. Gene Ontology annotation, cellular component: cytoplasm; microtubule. The record is from RefSeq and is a predicted model, not a curated record. Gene Ontology annotation, biological process: microtubule cytoskeleton organization; mitotic cell cycle.